CUCUGCACACUCUGCUCCUGCGUGUGGCGGCGAAAUCUGAAUCUCAACCUCUCAUCGCCGAUCGAGAAAUCCAAAACCCGUCAGUCGAGAGAAGAGCAAAAAAAGAGAGGUACCGUGUGCUCUUCAUGUUCGGCCUAACGUCCGGGAAGUGCCUUCUUGAAGUGCAGUCGGUCACUACUCCGUCGGAGUGUGUUGUUGGCCUCUCUUCAAAACUUACUUAACGCAAAUCCAGCAAACGACACCCACUACCUCAGGUAACUCCACAUGACAAUCACCGCCGGUCGGCCUAUACUAUCUUGAAUGUCCGGCCCAGGACAUUCACGGCCGCUGCUUGCGGCUCGCUCCUCGUCUGGCGAUGCCUCCAAAGAGGGCGGCACUACUCCGCCUGCUGCUUCUCAUCGACCCUCCGGCGGCCGUCCCAAGCGCACCCUCAUAGAAAGCGCGUGUUCUGCUUGCCGGCGCAGGAAGUCUCGAGUGAGUGCAGUGCUCGCGCCCGUCCCCCACCACCACCACCGCCUUUCGCUGACAUGAAAGCCCAGUGCGACGGUAUCCGGCCCGCUUGUUCGCGCUGUCAAAAUCUCCGUACUGAGUGCCAGUAUGAGGCAGAGGAAGGCGAGAGUCGAUGGUCUGCCCUUCGGCGCCGAAACCAGAUUCUCGAACAGGAACGAGACCAAAUUCGCGAACUUCUGGCCUUUGUACAGAUGAGACCGGAGCCCGAGGCCUUGGAGAUCUUCCAGCGGAUUAGGACAAGCUCCUACGAUGACAUCUUCACUCUGCUGCGGCAAGUACAAGACAACUCCUAUGCCAGUCAACCGAAUCUGCAGCACACCACUAUGCCACCGGCGACUUCAGGAAGCGAUCAACGGCUUCCCCCCAUACAGACCAUUUUGGAUGUAUCAUCUCAGCAGCCGGUGCUGCCGAGCCCAGGACACCCCCAUCACUCAAACCACGCCCUCCUGGUUCAUAGCCAUUCCGUCAGCUCCGACGAUAGCAGAAAGUCGUCAAUUCCGGAGUAUACUCCGGGUCCUCCUGGUGCACCCCUACCUCACCUCCAUGUACUCUCGACUCUCGAACCGUCUCUGCACCCGUCUCAACAGCAUGGCUCCCAUCAUCCUGUUCAUACCCCGCCUCUUGUAGGUGGUAAACCGAGUCUGAGUUCGGAGGAUAGCACUGGAUCCAUGAGUUCCAAUGCUGGUUACGGUCUGGACCAUUCCCAUCACCCCUAUCACACUCCAUGACUUCAUGGCCCUGUUACAGGCUCGUGGUCACAAGAAGCCGCCGACGCAGGGUCAUCUGCCCUACGCCACAAUAAGCGACUUAAAGUCGCCUCCGAACUAUGGUAGGCACCUGGAGGACUUUGCAGUGCAACAACAUGCUUCGACACACUGUCCACAACAGUACCCAACGGCGGACGAUUGAAAACCGACGUUGUUCAUUUGCGCCUUGUUGCAUUGCGGUGCAAUGUUAGGAAGGCGGAAGCUGCAACUUCUCGGAUCAGGCUUCCUAAAACGGCUUGUUGGAAUGUGUGGCCUGAGGCCUUCCGUGCGCGUGGCUUAAUGUAAGAAAGUUAUGCGCCAGAUCUUGGCUUGGUUGUGGAUGCGAUGUGGAUGGCUUCCGCGAUGAGAGAGUGCCAAGUAGAAUGAGCGACUACGGUACAUUCGGCCCUCGAAGCAAUUGUUAUCUGAUCUGUAGUACCUAAUCGUUGAUCGUGAAGUAAAAAUUUCACAGCAUGACCAGC
This is a messenger RNA of Sphaerulina musiva SO2202, 1738 nucleotides long. RefSeq lists its product as uncharacterized. The record is from RefSeq and is a predicted model, not a curated record. The transcript has 2 exons. Gene Ontology annotation, biological process: regulation of DNA-templated transcription. Bases 528 to 1238 code for a protein of 236 amino acids. NCBI's taxonomy places the organism in Eukaryota, Fungi, Ascomycota, Dothideomycetes, Mycosphaerellales, Mycosphaerellaceae. Gene Ontology annotation, molecular function: DNA-binding transcription factor activity, RNA polymerase II-specific; zinc ion binding.